AUGAACAUAGAUAUGGCAAUAAAUAAAGAAAAGACUCUCAAUAGCAAUAAAAACGGCGACAAGAGUAAUAAUUACAAACCAAAUAACAACGAAAAGUCGAAGAAUGGAAAAUCUAAGUCAAAAGACAAGGUUAAAAAGCCUCGUAAAGUACAUCCAGCGGCAAUCAGAGCCCGACAGAAAGAAGUCAAUCGUUUCUUAGGAUCAGUUCUUCUAGGGGUACCAGAGCCUCCAAAGAAACCAAAGCCAGUUUCUUUGUGGGAUAUGGUGCAAUGGGCGCAGAAUGAAAAUGUUAGUCUUGAAGACUUUUCGAAAAAAAUGAAGGGUAUCGGCAAGCUCACCACAAUGAAUGUUCCAAAGAAAACCUCUGCUCCACUGGAUGGUAAAAAUCAAGCAGAUAUUGGUAAAUUCUUGGCAAUGGACUGUGAGUUUGUUGGUGUUGGCAAACUCCGUGAAUCUGCUCUCGCAAGAGUUUCCCUUGUUAACUAUCAUGGUCAUGUGGUGCUUGAUGAGUAUGUUCGUCCUGAAGAAAGGGUCACUGAUUGGAGAACUUGGGUGAGUGGUGUCACUCCUUAUCAUAUGCGUAAAGCUAUCACUUUCAAAGAAGCACAAGAGAAGGUGAAGGUUUUGUUGGAAGGAAGGAUUUUGGUGGGCCAUGCUAUUCAAAAUGACUUGGAGGCUUUGAAGCUCAAACAUCCUAGAGAAGACAUCAGAGAUACUUCAUUAUUAUCUGCCUAUAGAAAAUAUGCUGGGGGAAAGACUCCUGCUUUGAAGAAAUUGGCUUUGGAAAUUCUUGAUUUUUGUAUUCAAGCGGGUGAUCAUUCCUCAGUGGAAGAUAGCAGGACUACAAUGUUGUUGUACAGGCUUAGGAAGAAGGAUUUUGAAAAUGGUAAAAGAUAA
Molecule: messenger RNA, 897 nt
Organism: Saccharomycopsis crataegensis
Lineage: Eukaryota; Fungi; Ascomycota; Saccharomycetes; Ascoideales; Saccharomycopsidaceae
Gene: REX4
Product: putative 3'-5' exonuclease
Exons: 1
Coding region: 1-897 (298 amino acids)
Biological process (GO): rRNA processing; ribosomal large subunit assembly
Cellular component (GO): nucleus
Molecular function (GO): 3'-5' exonuclease activity; nucleic acid binding
Source: RefSeq, a predicted model, not a curated record